AUGGUAUUGGAGAUAUCUCAACGGUCACUGAAGGCUGAUCACUUUGACUACAGCUCAGUACCGCCUGAUGAAAUGCAAGACACGACGCCAGAGAGGACCAAGAAGAGAAAUACGGCCAAGACAGAACACGACGAUGAAAUCGAGGACACAGCUGUUGACAAAGCACCGAGAGCAUUACUGAUCCCCUCAAGACCAGCGACAUCUCCGUUAUCAUCACCAACCAAGUUGUCUGCCAGCUUCAUAUCAACAAGUCUGCGAUCCAGCUCUCAAACUUCCAAGACGCAAACUCUCAAACCUGAGCCCGGUGGAGCACGGGGUCUAGCGACAACAACUCAAAGGCCUUAA
Fusarium oxysporum Fo47 is the source of this 345-nucleotide messenger RNA. RefSeq lists its product as uncharacterized. The record is from RefSeq and is a predicted model, not a curated record. Lineage: Eukaryota; Fungi; Ascomycota; Sordariomycetes; Hypocreales; Nectriaceae. Bases 1 to 345 code for a protein of 114 amino acids. The transcript has a single exon.